Molecule: messenger RNA, 1985 nt
Organism: Zea mays
Lineage: Eukaryota; Viridiplantae; Streptophyta; Magnoliopsida; Poales; Poaceae
Exons: 9
Coding region: 507-1664 (385 amino acids)
Molecular function (GO): microtubule binding
Source: RefSeq, a predicted model, not a curated record
GCUUUGGAGGAACGCAGAAACCAGAAAGGUCCCCGUAGAAAUUCGAAACCACACCACCACCUGGAAACCCAGACAAAGCACGAGCCACGCACGGCCCCCGCUGCCUCCCUUCCGCCGCCGCCGCCGCCGGCGGCGCGCCACCGUCGCUGCUCUCCCGCCUUCACCGCGCCCAACUCCAAUCCUUGCCUCCCCCGCGCGCUUCAGCCUCUUCACUCCCCAUCGUUUUCGCCUGGCCAGAUCCAGGUUUCCUUGACCCAGACCUCGCCUGCCUUACGCCUCCGGUCGGAUUCUUCGCCGUCCUUGUCCCCACUGGGCACCGCUGGGGUGGAGCGGAGAUCGGAUCCGCCGGGAGCUGAUUCCUUCUCUCGCAGUCUAGUUUGACGCGGAUUCAUUUGCUGGUCGGCAUAGCAUGAUCCUGCGGUGAUUGCGGAUAGCUUGUGCAAGCUGGUGGCUUGGGUGUUGUCUUUUUAAUCUGGCCUAAAGAUAUCCUGAGACGGUAGCGUCACAUGGAUGCUAGUACAGAGGUUACUGAUGCUAUUGGUGCGGUGGGCUUUGACAAUGGGGCCGCGGGGAAGUUGCCGCCCAGUGAUAGUGUAGAGGGGCACGCAGAAGAACACGAUGUGCUGGCUGAUGGAGCCCAUUCGGGCGAGAGCGAGGUGAUCAACCCAUCUGAAGAAGUAGAAAUGGAAGCCACCUCGCAGUCCCAGGACAUAAAGCCUCGAGUUCCUGAGGGGGUUCAAGGCCAUUCAAUGAAGGUUGGUACUAAAUCUCAGCGACAGAGCCCUCGAGGCGGGGAUAAGAGUCAAACUAGGAAAAGCUCUUUUAGUCCUUCUUAUCCUAAGGCGCCCAUUGCACGGGUUUCUGAUCCAGAUCUAGUUGAUUGCUCUUUGAGCAAUGGUGAUGCUGGUUCCAGUAAGAAAAAGGCCGAAAAGAGCAGUUUCCGCCCAGUUGCCAAGGAGACCCCAUCACUUGAGGACUCAAAUGAGAAGAAAAAAACUCAGAAGGCAUCAAACCAACAUUCUGUCAAAAAGGAUAUUGAAGAAGAAUCAAAUGAAAGUGUGAAACCUCAAAGGGUUGGCAGCACUCCUUCAUAUGGAUUUAGUUUUAAGUGUGAUGAGAGAGCUGAAAAACGAAGAGAGUUCUACUCAAAGCUCGAGGAGAAGAUUCAUGCACAGGAACUAGAGAAAAGCAACUUGCAGGCAAAAUCAAAGGAAACUGAAGAAGCUGAACUCAAAAUGCUGAGAAAGAGUUUAAAUUUCAAGGCAACACCAAUGCCCAGCUUUUAUAAGGAACCACCUCCCCCCAAGGUUGAGUUGAAGAAGAUACCUACAACAAGAGCUAGGUCACCAAAGCUUGGUCGCUCCAAGAACACAUCCUCAGGAGGGACAGAAGGGAAUCCAAAUCCUCCAGCUCGUUCAGGUCGACUGAGUCUCGAUGAAAGGGUCUCCCAAAAUGGUGUCAAGAAAGCACCUGCUGCAAAUGCAGUGAAGAAGCCCCAACGGAAAUCUCUACCUAAACUGCCUUCAGAGCAAACAACCAAAGUUGACAUUGCACCAUCUGUUCCAUCUGCAGAAGAGCUAGAAAACAAGUCGCCGACGAAGGGUCUUGAUCGAGAGCCGAUCCGCGCUCAAAUUACACCUGACGAACCUGGACUUACUGCAUAGGAACCUAUCAAGCCGACUCCUAUGAAAGGAGGGAGUUGUGCCCCAGCUUCCUUUAUCACAUUUUGCUAUUUCUGCAGUAAACUGCUGGCUGGUAUUAUGUAUUAGAAUUAGUCUCAGCACCAGGAGCUUGAAGAGUGGCAAGUGACACCGUGUAUUCUUUAUCUUAGUUUCUGUUGACAUACCAGGUAUUUGUAGUUGGCAGACAGGCAGAAUUUCAUAUUAUUCUCCAGGGCUACCAGUCAAUUAAGUUGCCGUCCAAGUAAGAUAUGUACACGAUUUUGCAAAGCUUUGUGAUUCAGUGCAUCAGUUCUUGCAGUUCGA